Messenger RNA from Cotesia congregata, 567 nucleotides. The record is from the annotation of a GenBank genome assembly. NCBI's taxonomy places the organism in Eukaryota, Metazoa, Arthropoda, Insecta, Hymenoptera, Braconidae.
AUGCUAAAUAAAUUUGUUGAUGAAGUUCAUGAACGGAUAAUGAUUCAUACAAAUCAUGCUGUGAAUGAAGGGCAUAAACAAAUCAAAAUUAUUGGUGAGGAUUCCGACUGCGUAGCUCUUUUAUCACAAAAUUGGAAAACUUGGGCUACACAGGGACUUACAGAAUUAUGGUAUGAAUAUACAUGCAGUUAUAAAAAAAAAGUAAUUGGAAUUCACAUCUUGGCUGAAAAACUUCCGCCAGAACUGUUGUUAACAAUUGUAGCAGUACAUAAUUUAACAGGGUCCCUCUAUACGAGUAGAAUUGGUACAAAGCAAGCAGCUAUCAACAAUAAUCCUAUGGAAUACCUAUCAAUCUGCGGAAAAGGGUGGGAAUACCAUCAUGGAUCUAGUUUUAGUAUACAAAAUUUAUCAGCAACAAGUGCAUCAAUAAGAUUACACAUUCUUCGUGCUUGGUAUAUAACUUAUAAACAACUAAAUCUACUCAAUUAUUUUUAUCAGGUGCCCUUAAAUUUUACUGAUUUUGGCUAUGAAAUUAUUAAAAACGAGAUUUGCCCGAAAAAAAUUUGA